AUGGCUGAAUCCUUGCGUUUCCUUGGCUCCCUCCCCGGCCACAAGGGAUGGGUUACUGCAAUUGCCACCUCUUCGGAGAACCCAGACAUGAUUCUGACGGCUUCCCGAGACAAGACUAUCAUUGUUUGGCAGCUUACUCGCGAUGAGGACACGUAUGGCUACCCCAAACGAAUUCUUCACGGCCACAACCACUUUGUCUCUGACAUUGUCAUCUCUUCCGAUGGUCAAUUCGCCCUUUCCUCUUCUUGGGACCACACCCUGCGUCUCUGGGACCUGAACACUGGCCAGACCACUCGCAGAUUCGUUGGUCACACCUCCGAUGUCUUGUCCGUCAGCUUCAGCGCAGACAACAGACAGAUUGUCUCUGGUUCGCGUGAUCGAACAAUCAAACUUUGGAAUACCCUUGGAGAGUGCAAGUAUGAUAUCAAGGAUGAUGGUCACACUGAGUGGGUGUCAUGCGUGCGCUUCAGCCCCAAUGUCAUGAACCCUGUUAUUGUGUCUUGUGGAUGGGACAAGGUUGUAAAGGUCUGGGAACUCUCCAAGUUCAAAUUGAAGACCAACCACUACGGUCACACCGGCUACAUCAACACCAUCUCUGUCUCUCCUGACGGUUCCCUUGCUGCAUCAGGUGGCAAGGAUGGCAUUACUAUGCUUUGGGACCUGAACGAGGGCAAGCACCUUUACUCGCUUGAAGCUGGUGACAUUGUCAAUGCUCUUGUGUUCUCGCCCAACCGCUACUGGCUAUGCGCUGCCACUGCCAGCUGCGUUAAAAUCUUUGACCUCGAGAGCAAGUCAAUCGUUGACGAGCUCAAACCCAGCUUCACUGACGUUGGUCCCAACUCACGGGAACCCGAGUGUGUGUCGAUUGCAUGGUCAGCAGACGGGCAGACGUUGUUCGGUGGAUUCACUGACAACCUUGUUCGUGUCUGGACCGUCACUUCUUAAAAUCCUCCGGGGAACUUGCGUGGUGGAGGACACCUUGAGGUUUUACCCUAUGCAUCGUUUUUACUGUAGCUGGCUGCUUGCAUCUCAAAAAAAAACAUUGCAUCUCUCAAUUCCUGGUGAAAUCUAUGACUUAAUGAACAUUCACAAAACUCCUGCAGUCUCAGCUUCCUGCAUGUUUCGUUGACGCUCCGCGUAAUCCCAGCGAUCUAGGCCUCCGAAAUCGAUCUUCAUCGCGCCAGAAGACAGGUUUACUUGCAAUUCGCA
This is a messenger RNA of Suillus subaureus, 1209 nucleotides long. Its product is annotated as guanine nucleotide binding protein beta subunit. The coding region runs from base 1 to 945 and encodes 314 amino acids. NCBI's taxonomy places the organism in Eukaryota, Fungi, Basidiomycota, Agaricomycetes, Boletales, Suillaceae. Gene Ontology annotation, biological process: rescue of stalled cytosolic ribosome; positive regulation of protein phosphorylation. The record is from RefSeq and is a predicted model, not a curated record. Gene Ontology annotation, molecular function: translation regulator activity; protein kinase C binding; ribosome binding. The transcript has 5 exons. Gene Ontology annotation, cellular component: cytosol; nucleus.